AUGGAAUACAGCAACCACCUGGAAAAAGGAGGCUCCGCGCCUUCCUCCUCCUCCUCCUUCCACACACUCCACGACACCACUACCCACGCUCCUUACACCCCCGCUCCUUCGCACGGCGCGACAGCUACCCGCGCCCGGCACGGCCACCACCACACCCGCUCCGACAGCCACCACUUCACCUCGGCCCACUCGCACUCGCACUCGCAGUCUGGCGGGCCGCUUUCUAACCCCAACCGACGGGGAUACUUUGACGACGUCGAGGAGGAGAAGGACCGCAGGCGCGCAGCCAUGAGCCCGAAGAACAUCGGGCGCGCCAUCGGCGCUCGCUUCGUGCGCGCCGUCAAAAGGGGAAACCUCCCCUUCAUGCUUGUGUUCACCAUCGACCUGAAGAAACGCGAAUUGUUCAUCGGCGCCCUCGCUGGAGUAGGGUACGUCGACCCUUCCUCGCCCAGCCCACGGGCGCGGCCAACAGAGGACCAGCAGUUCGAGCCGGGUCAGCCCGUCUUCGACGCACGGGAGGCCCAAGCUGAGCUCGAGAAGCAGAUGCAAGCCCAGCGCGCGCUGGAGCAGCAAUGGCGCCGCGCUGCCCGUCCCAACGCCGGCGCCUGGAUGCGCGACCACCGCGAUGACGGAAGCCGGAAGCAGGCCGAGAUCAGUCCCGAGGAGGCGGCCGAGAUCGCGGCGCAGGAUGCGGAGAAGCUCCGCCUGCAUGAGCGGAAUCUGCUCCGCGGACUCGAGAAUGCCCGCCUGGAGUUGGCGGAUACGGAGCAGGAACUCCUCGCCGAGAUCAAGCUGAACAAUGGCCUGCUGACCAAGCUUAGGCGGCUGCAGGAUCGGGCCGAUGCCGAGUUUGAGGCGGAGCAGGCCAAGCUUGAUGCGGAGGAGGGCACUGAUGCCGACGCUACAGCCGGAGGAGCGGCUGGGGCCGCGGGGGAGAAGAAGGUCCCCAAGCCGCCCAAGAUGCUCAUCAACCCGACGACGCACGAGCACGACGAGCGCCUGGGUAUGUCCGCCGCCGACAUGAGCAAGGACGGAGACUUGCAGAAGAGUCUUGCCAAGCUGCGCGAGAAUAUCGUCGAGACGGACACCAAGCUCGCCGAGCUCAGGAGGAGGAUUGAGGCGCACUAG
Molecule: messenger RNA, 1128 nt
Organism: Trichosporon asahii var. asahii CBS 2479
Lineage: Eukaryota; Fungi; Basidiomycota; Tremellomycetes; Trichosporonales; Trichosporonaceae
Exons: 3
Coding region: 1-1128 (375 amino acids)
Source: RefSeq, a predicted model, not a curated record